Messenger RNA from Chiloscyllium plagiosum (whitespotted bambooshark), 1774 nucleotides. RefSeq names its product pre-mRNA processing factor 38A (gene prpf38a). Lineage: Eukaryota; Metazoa; Chordata; Chondrichthyes; Orectolobiformes; Hemiscylliidae. The record is from RefSeq and is a predicted model, not a curated record.
CUGGAGAGUCUGCCCGGCCGUGGGGUUUUGGGGCUCACCCGCAAGUACCGACUGAGGUGGCGCUUUGCCUGUCGGGAUUGCUAUGGCGAACCGAACUGUGAAAGAUGCUCAUAGCAUCCAUGGAACCAACCCACAGUAUUUGAUCGAGAAAAUUAUCCGGACCCGCAUCUAUGAAUCUAAGUACUGGAAGGAGGAAUGUUUCGGGCUGACAGCGGAAUUGGUUGUGGAUAAAGCUAUGGAACUGAAAUAUAUUGGUGGCGUCUAUGGUGGGAAUAUUAAACCAUCACCAUUCCUUUGUCUGACCCUUAAAAUGCUUCAAAUUCAGCCUGAAAAGGAUAUUAUUGUUGAAUUUAUAAAGAAUGAAGAUUUUAAGUAUGUUAGACUGUUGGGUGCAUUGUACAUGCGACUGACAGGUUCUGCCAUUGAUUGUUAUAAAUAUCUGGAACCACUCUAUAAUGAUUAUCGCAAAGUGAAGAGGCAGAAGAGAGAUGGAGAUUUUGAACUUAUUCAUGUGGAUGAAUUUAUGGAUGAGCUACUCCAUGAAGAGCGAGUUUGUGAUAUUAUCUUGCCCAGACUUCAGAAACGCUAUGUGUUGGAAGAAGCAGAAAUGCUGGAUGCUCGAGUCAGUGCAUUGGAGGAAGAUAUGGACGAUGUAGACACAAGUGAAGAUGAAGAUGAGGAUGAUGAUAAGGGUGACAGAGUUCCAUCACCAGAGCCUCCACGACGCGGCUACCGUGAUCUUGAUCGGCCUCGAAGAUCACCAUCUCCACGAUAUCGAAGAAGUCGAAGCAAAACACCAAGACGACGAAGCAGAUCCCCUAAGCGAAGAAGCCCAUCGCCACGUCGUGAAAGACAUCGCAGCAAAAGUCCUAGACGUCAUCGUAGUCGGUCUAGAGAUCGACGUCACAGAUCACGAUCCAAAUCGCCUGGUCAUCACAGAAGCCACAGACACAGAAGUCAUUCUAAAUCACCUGAAAGAUCAAAGAAGAGUCACAAGAAGAGUCGAAGAGGAAAUGAGUGAAGUUCUAUCUAACCACAAUUACACAUUUCCAUUGCAUCUCAACACCUGUUUGUAGAUAUAAUUCAAAUAUCUUUGUUUCAUGUUGACAAGUUUUUGUACUUUUUUGUUAUGAUUUUGAGAUGCUAUUUGCAACAAUUCCAUUUGACAUAUGAAUUGCAUCAUAAAGCAGUUCUACAGCUUUUGGGUUUGGGCAGAAGAUUAAUAUUUCUGCUAUUGUCUUGUGAAUAGGAAGAAAAUGUUAUUGAGUGAUUUCUAAAGUAACUUUACAGUUUUUAUUAGUGAUUUUAGGUGAUGUUUUGGUUAUGAAAUCUUAAGCAAGUUCAUUGUUUCUUUAGUAUAUUUAGUAUACCUGAUUAUUAAAAGUAAUGGUUAUACAAAGGCUCACUUGAGACACGGUAUAUUCUAUUCUCAUGUCUACAAAUGUUAAAUGUCAAAGUUCAGACAGUUUUGAAAACAAAGAACAAACACUGUGCAAAAUAUUGAUGCCAUUAAUGUACUGUGUACUAAAGCACAUUAACAAUUGUGAGGACUAGUUGACCAGUCACAAUACAGUUGUUUCUCAUUGGAAAAAUGCAGAUUGAGAAAACAAAGAAAACCUCUUAUUUCUCUCUUGGGAUAUCAGAAGAAAAUUUGUGAUUUAGUUAACUGACAAAUCAAAACUUUUUGUCGAUGUAUGAAUAUCAAACCUGUCCUAAUGGCCACCUUUAUAUAUUGAACAAUGAGUAAAGUCAGCAAAUAAGUGAUCAUUUAAAA